AUGUGGGUUUACAAUGCAGUCUUCGUCAUAUUAUUUGAAGGCCUAUGGUUUGCAGAGUUCAAGAGCGUUGAUUCACAUUGUAUGUUGGCUAGAGAAAUCUUAAACAAAUACAUUCCGCGUCCUAAUGAACCUAAUCAACUGUUUAAUUUGUGCAGAGAGAACGGCGGAUCUGAGUCUCAUGAUUGCUGUAAUGAAGAGUCGCUGAAAAACAUUGUGUCUAUUGGCGCAUCUGAAUUCACUAAAUACUGGCGCACAUUCUGGCUUAACAUAAGUCAAAAUUUAAGGGAAGAUGCUCGUUAUCUGCAAGAUUAUAUGUUAGGGAGUUUGCAGCUAACAUUGAAAGGUUUUCAUGAUCUCUUUGUAAACUCCUACGGGUAUAACUAUAAUCAAAACAAGGAUUUCGUUGAUGCAUUCUUCUAUGAACUGGAAAGUUAUAUCCUGGGAAACCGGCAAGAUAUAGCGUCGUUGGUUGAUGACUUUUUCGAUGGCCUGCUAAUUCGUGCACUCCAUGUAAUGCUGUUUGUAAAAACUGAACCGGAUAGUAUUGUAGCCAACUGCGUUGCAUCCAAGUUGAGACCUUUGAAGCCAUUUGAUCAAGCGCCUGAAAUAAUAAGGUUUAUGGCAACUCGAGCAUUUCCUCCUCCCAGGAUUCUUAGGAAUAGUCUCCUUUUAGGAGAUCAUGUGGUUCAGUUUUUAUCAAAGAUAACAGUGAAUGAUAGUUGUAUAAAUGAAUGGAUUAAACUACGUUACUGUAAUUUAUGUUCAGGAGUAAUCCAACCCCUCAUCUGUCGACAUAGUUGUUUUAGUCGUUUGUCCACAUGUUUUUUGUUAUGGACUGCUUUUGAUAAAUACUGGCUAUCAUUUAUUGAUCAGGUUGUUCGUGUUGCUGAACGUCUAAAAGACUCCAAAAUUUUCCCCCAUGUUAUUCGACCAUUACAAAUACAUAUAUCUGACGCUAUUAUGAAUCUUCAAACUAUGCUCUUUCGACUGGACCAAUCUGAUGAAUUUCUCAGUGACUGUUUAUUACAAAACUCAAAAGAGUAUCAGUCGUUUCCUUCCAGGACUAAUUUUAGGCAACGACGACAUCAGGAAUUUGUAUUUGUUGAUCAUGAUGCCUUAGUUCAGAAUUACAAACAUCCUUAUAUUUAUGGCAAUUAUGAUAUCCUGAAAUCAUGGGCGGACAGUAUUCAUAACAAGUAUCUCUCUGUACGCAAACCAUUUUCUACCAUCAUAAAAUAUUUUUGUAGUGAGGAUCUUCUACGUGAUUCAAAGAAAAAUAGUGAUUAUUUAUGUUGGACAGGUGAUAGAUUAACACAUAGGUCAAAUAUAACCGUAAAUCUGAUCGAAAAUGAGUCGUUUCUUAAGAUAAAUCCUAUGGCUAUCCGUGUUAUUAAAGAUUUACAACACAUAACUGAAAUUAUGCAAUCUGUAAUUCAAAAUAAUUCUGAUCCUAAUUAUGUGCCGAUUGAAGGAGAAAGUAGAAUUCAAUCUCUAGAUAACGUAACUGUUUUCAUUCCAUUGUCAAGUUAUUCCACAACAAACCCAGGUUCAGUACAAACAACUUUAAAUUAUUUAGAAUCUAGGAAUAAAAUUCAUUUUACAUCUUUAUCGAAUUCUAUUAAAACACCAUUUCAAUUUAAUACAAAUCAUAUUGAAACAUCACGUUAUUCAAUCAAAAAACAAAUUAAAACUAAUAAAGUAAUAUAUUUUAAUCCUCCUUAUAAUUUAUGGUUACCAUCGGCUACUUAUCAACGAAAAAUAAUCUGGACAUUUAAUUCUAAUAGUGAUAAUAUAGUAAAGUUUAAUCUAUCUACUAUAGUUUGGAUUUAUUUUACUUGUAUAUAUAUGUAUUUACUUAUUUACUAA
Molecule: messenger RNA, 1866 nt
Organism: Schistosoma spindalis
Lineage: Eukaryota; Metazoa; Platyhelminthes; Trematoda; Strigeidida; Schistosomatidae
Source: the annotation of a GenBank genome assembly